This is a messenger RNA of Cuscuta campestris, 1849 nucleotides long. The record is from the annotation of a GenBank genome assembly. Lineage: Eukaryota; Viridiplantae; Streptophyta; Magnoliopsida; Solanales; Convolvulaceae.
UCUAAACCAAAUUAAGAUUUGAUAGCUACGUUCCAAAACGCUCCAUCUAAAUUAAUUGAAGCGUAGGUGUAGCAUAUAUGUUGUCUUCAACAAAAUUGUAACAUAUGAACCACUUAUAUAUUGUUCACAAAUAAUGGGCCUGUUUGGAAAUAAUGUUAGAGAUUAGCGUUAGCAUUUUAAAAUGAUUAUCUACGGGCAGUGUUUAGCGUUAACAUUUUUAAAAUAAUCUGCACAUAAAGAGCAGCAAAAGAACAAACACCAUCAGCAUGGCAACAAGGGUGAAAGAGAGUGCUGCUGGAGGAAAGGGAAAGGAGAAGAAAGGAAUAACUAUGUCCCCAUCACCAUCAUCACCACAUGCAACUCAUCAUCAUGACAGAAGAAACAGCACCGGCCACAACACAUCAUCAUCAUCAUCAUCAUCAUCAAACACGCCGAACAAGCCCACAUACUCCUCCGUCGUCGCCAGAAAAAAGCCGCCAUCACAGCAGCUUCUUCUUGAAAGCAGCCAUGGAGAAACCACCAGGCCUUACCUUGCUAGAAGAAAGUCUUUUGACAACAAGUCAUCAGCACACUCAGUUUCCUCAUCUGCCCCUCGCCCAACGUCUCGUCAAGGGAACAAUGCCAAUAAUAACAAUAAUAAACCCACUUUGCCAAGGCCAAAACCUGGCUUUGACAAACCAGCCUCUAAUAACGCCAAGGGCAAAAUCGUAAUGAGAUCAAGCCCGGCAGUCGCAAAGUCUUCUUCCACAAGACCAACUUAUAAUCAUAAGUCACCAAACAACAGAAAGAGCCUUGGCACAUUGUCUUCUUCAUCAAGGGCACCAAUUAACAAGAAAAGGCAGGAGAGAAUUGUUGCCACAAGCAGCCAAGAAGCUGAUGUAUCUAAAGCUAACAAUUACCCAUCAAAUCACACUAGUGAUGAGGAAGUCAUGAGGAGGAACAACAAAACAGAGCAAGAGAAUGAGAACAUAAUUGUGUUGGGAGAUGAGGAGGAUUUGGAUGAUUUGGAGUCAUUUGAUGAUGAAAAUUGUUCAUUGGGAGUCCCACCAGAAGAUCCCAUAGAUCAUUUCGACACCACCUUUGAAGAAGACACUGGAGAUUCUGAAGGGAUCAUCACGGAGCAUGAACAUUCUCAAGAUGAGGAGGAGAACAAGAGCACGACUACAACAGAAACGCUUUCUAUCGUCGCAGAUUCGAAGUUUGUGGAAGAAAACAGUGACAAUGAUGAUGAUGAUGAGAAGAUAGUCCUGGUUUGUGACAGUAAUGAGAGUGGUCAUGUAUGUGAUGGCCAUGAAGAAAAAGAAGAAAUGAAGAGGGAAACAACAGAAAGGGAAGGAGAUGACCGUUGUGAUAAUGACGACGACAAUUAUGAUGAUCAACAAUCCUCUGCUGCUGCUGAAUCCUCUGCUGAAGAAGUUAAAGAAACCUGCAUUGAGAGUAAUAAUAAUAAUUCCGACAGUUCCAAUGAAGUUAAGGAAACUACUACUACUACUGCUACUACAGAUGUGACAGUGGUGCAGGGAACGAGGACAGAGAGCGUGGUGUCUAACAGUGUUAUUGAGGAGAUGGCGAGCAAGCUUCGUGAACAAAGGAAGAACAGGGUGAGAGCAUUGGCUGGGGCCUUUGAAACUGUUAUCUCUUUGCAAGAACCCAAGUGAUGAGGAUGAUGAUGAUGAUAAUUAUGACAUCUGUUAACAAGAAAACCCCCAAAAGAGGCUUUGAUAUUUUGUAAUUCAUACAUAUUUGGUUGAUAUGGAACAAUCUUCGUUCAGCAUGCAUGAUGGGAUCAUUUGAGUCCAACAAUUUUUCUCAUUAUAUAAGCAUAUAAAUCCUUGCUUUAUGUAUCUAU